AUGUCGGGGUUGAAUCACUCAGGUCCCUCCUUAGUCGCGGUUGCGCGUCUGGCCAACGUGGCUGAGGAAGCUGCAUCUAUCAACCAUCCGAGCAACCUUAAUCCGGAUGAUGAUGCAGCUGAAACGGCCCCGUUGGAGGAAGCGGGGGCAGAAAGCCAAAGUCAGCCUUCCGACGACCCGGAUCGCUUGGCCAUAGUCCUGGUGAAAGGGCCUCCCCUCAAGAAGCCGCGUUUGACGCGCGAUCUACAGUCCGGACUCUUUGAGCGGCUUCAAGAGCGGCAGCAAGAGAUUGAAAUUAGCUGCGCUUCUGCCCAUGACGCUCAUCCGGAUGGAGGCGAGGUGGAGAUGGCUACUGAGACCUCAGCCGCUCCGGCAAUAAUUCCGGCUGAGGAUGCAUCCGGACCUAUGUGCCCGGACGAAAAUAUGGGGGCUCCGAUUCCGGGACACGAGCUACCCUCUCCUUCCUCAUCCGAGGAGGAAUCUGCUGACGAUGCCGCUCCCGCUAGCCCUUUCAGCUACGCGGAGUUGGAAGUUAAGUUAAAGCAGAUUACUCCUGACUGGAAAGCCAUCAAGCCCUCUGCUAAGAUGUUUGAUAUGAUAGAAACGCUGGUGAGGGGCCUCCGCAGCAUGUCUCAACAACACGAUCUUUUUACUCAGCUGCUGCAGACUGCAGACUAUAUGAGGACCUUCUCCUCUCGGCGCCAAGAGAUUGAAAAUCAGCUGCGUCUGAGAAUGGAGGAGGCUGAGGCCAAUUUAUCCACCAUGCGAGAGGAAAAUGAAGCCCUCCGAGCGGAGCUGGCUGAGGCGAAGAAUCGCGAAGAAUCGACUGCGGGUCGCCUAUAUGAGGCGGAGGGUGAGGCAGCCCGGCUGAGGGAUGAAGUGAGUCAACUCCGGACCGAGGUUUCGAAUGAAAAGAAACAGAAGGAAGACUUGCAGCUGCGUCUAGAAGUGCAAAAAGAGGAACUUGAACGGGAGUUUGCUGUGGAAAGAGAGGAACUUGCAGCGGAUUACCAGCAACAAGUGGAUGAUACGUUUAUUUUUGGGUAUCGCUGCUGCAUGAAGAAGAACGGCAUUAAGCGAGAUACCCCUUCAAUUCCUCCGGGUGAAGAAAAGAAGCUCCAUGAGAAGCCCGCUCCCUGAUAGUUUAUCCCUUUUUGCAACUUUUCUGCUGUAAUUUUUCCUUCUGUAUUUUUUUUGUGGUCCGGAGAUCUCUUUGUAAUUACAUUUAUUCAUAUCAAUAAAACAUACUUCUUUCUCA
Molecule: messenger RNA, 1258 nt
Organism: Vitis vinifera (wine grape)
Lineage: Eukaryota; Viridiplantae; Streptophyta; Magnoliopsida; Vitales; Vitaceae
Exons: 2
Coding region: 1-1140 (379 amino acids)
Source: RefSeq, a predicted model, not a curated record